UAACCCCAAAACGGAAGUUAGCCCAACGGAAAAAAAGUUGAAAGAAAAUGCUUUCCUGCUUCGUUCACUGACAACAGCUGUUGUCUUCUUUUAACACCAUCGCUAUAUUUACGGAUUGUUAAUACUUUUUAAAUAAUUUUAAUUACGACCAGUGCAAGUGACGAAAGUGCGUUUAAACCUCGGAGCGCGCCAAUCACUCCGCCUCGGUUAGCUAUGUUGUCAUGUUAAGCUAAGUGGGGCUCAUUUCGCUUGUUUUUAUGUAUUCAUUCUUUUAUUCAAUAUUUUUUGGCGGGGACGUAUGACCUUAAAUGGAGGAGCACAAGGAAAAUAUUGAUGGCAAGGACGUGAACGUCAAGACGGGAAAUAGAGACGACGACGACGAGCAGAUGAAGCCCAGCAACACCAUGUGUCCCAAAGAAGGAGAAACUCCUCAGCCGUCCAACAGCGACUUCAGCCACCCCGUGUACAAGGAGAUCGCCUUGGCCAACGGUCACAUCAACCGCAUGUCCAAGGAGGAGUUGCGUCUCAAGCUGUCUCAGCUCAAACUGGACACCAGGGGCGUGAAGGACGUGAUGAAGAAGCGACUGAAGAGCCACUACAAGAAGCAGAAGCUGACGCAGUCAGCGGCCGACUCCGGGCCGACAGACCUCUUCUAUGACUACAUCUGUGUGGUGGACUUUGAGGCCACGUGCGAGGAGGACAACCCACCAGACUUUCUGCAUGAAAUCAUCGAAUUCCCAAUGGUGCUCAUCAGCACGCACACCUUGGAGAUUGUGGGAACGUUUCAGGAAUACGUCAAACCUGAAUUGUACCCGACGCUCUCAGAUUUCUGUGUGAAGCUCACGGGAAUUACGCAGGACAAGGUGGACGCAGCCAAGCCGUUCCCGGCCGUCCUGAAGCGAGUUGUGAAGUGGCUUGAGGAGAGGGAGUUGGGUACAAAGUACAAAUAUACGUUCCUCACAGAUGGGGCGUGGGACAUGAGCAAGUUCCUCAACAUCCAGUGUCGCGUCAGCCAGAUCCGAUACCCGCGGUUUGCCAGGAAGUGGAUCAACAUCCGCAAGUCUUACGGCAACUUCUACAAGGUGCCGCGCACGCAGACCAAGCUGAGCACCAUGCUGGACAAGCUAGGCCUGCAGUAUGAAGGCCGCCCCCAUUCGGGCCUGGACGACUCGCGCAACAUUGCCCGCGUCGCGCUGCGCAUGCUGCAGGACGGCUGCCAGCUGCGCGUCAACGAGCACUUGCACGACGGCCAACUGGUCUCCGUCCCUAGCUGGGCUCCCAUGGAGGGAGCCCCGCCUCCUCGCUGGCCGGGCACCCGCAAGUAAGGGGACGCACGUCCACGUUGCCAAGAGUGAGGGUUUUUUUUUUCCCUUCCUUAAUGCCAUCUUGACGCUUCCGGGAUCACACGCCGGCACAACACCAGCACAGAGUGAGUCCACAUGUGAUGCUUCUACAUGUCCAUAAAAGGCAGUUAAUUUGUUCAAAAUGUGAGGAGUAAACACUGUUGCUGUUGGGGUUUUUUGUAUGCUCUCUUUCAACAGGAAUAAACACUGCUGCUAAAGUG
Hippocampus comes (tiger tail seahorse) is the source of this 1564-nucleotide messenger RNA. It is a transcript of the gene eri1, whose product is annotated as exoribonuclease 1. Gene Ontology annotation, cellular component: cytoplasm; nucleolus. Bases 309 to 1325 code for a protein of 338 amino acids. Gene Ontology annotation, molecular function: nucleic acid binding; 3'-5'-RNA exonuclease activity. The transcript is spliced from 7 exons. NCBI's taxonomy places the organism in Eukaryota, Metazoa, Chordata, Actinopteri, Syngnathiformes, Syngnathidae. The record is from RefSeq and is a predicted model, not a curated record.